This is a messenger RNA of Penicillium concentricum, 1440 nucleotides long. RefSeq lists its product as uncharacterized. The record is from RefSeq and is a predicted model, not a curated record. The coding region runs from base 1 to 1440 and encodes 479 amino acids. Lineage: Eukaryota; Fungi; Ascomycota; Eurotiomycetes; Eurotiales; Aspergillaceae. The transcript has 3 exons.
AUGUCACAGCACGAGUACCCCAUCCUCCCCCGGGAGACCACCCUCGCCAACCUCCCCGCAGAGUAUUCCACCGACGCGCAAGAGCAAAUCACCCAAAUCCUCACAACAGCCCCAAUCAACCGGCUAGUGGUGCUAGAUGAUGACCCAACUGGCACACAGACCUGCCACGACAUCUCUGUCCUAACGGUCUGGGACAUCCCAACACUAACAGCCGAAUUCCAGUCCACAAAGCCAGGCUUCUUCAUCCUCACAAACUCACGUGCCCUCCCACCAAAAGAAGCAGAAACACUCAUCUACGAGAUCUGCACAAACAUUACCCAAGCCGCCAAAGCAACAAACCAAAAGGUCGACAUCGUCCUCCGCGGCGAUAGCACAUUACGCGGCCACUUCCCCCUCGAAACUGAUAUCGCGCAGUCGGUCUUUGGCCCUGCAGACGCACUUGUUCUCGCCCCAUUCUUCUUCCAAGGUGGGAGGCUUACCAUCGACGAUGUGCACUACGUCACCGAAGGCGACAGUCUCGUCCCGGCCGGCGCGACACAGUUCGCCAAGGAUGCAACGUUCGGAUAUAAAAGCUCCAAUCUCCGGGACUACGUCCUCGAAAAGGCGCCCCGGUUCAACGCAGUCCAAUUAUGCUCUGUGACAAUUGAAGAAAUCCGCAUCGGCGGGCCGCAGGCCGUCUGCAACAAACUGCUUACUGCACCAGUUGGCGGAGUGGUGAUCGUCAAUGCGGCCGCGGAGUCUGACAUGCACGUCUUCGUAGCGGGAUUGCUACUUGCCGAGUCUAAGGGCAAACACUUCUUGUACCGCACAGGCGCGGCCUUCGUCUCAACUAGACUCGGUAUCCGUUCUAAAGCACCCAUCUCCGCUGCUGAGCUCCAUCUGCCCUCGCCGCGUCAGACAGGGGGGCUUAUCAUUGCCGGGUCGUAUGUUCCCAAGACUACCGCGCAGCUGAAAGUGUUGACGGAUCGGCGCGGCGCAUUGGGUCAGUUGGCGAUCAUUGAAAUGAAGGUUGAGGAACUUAUUGCGUCGCCGGAGAUUGCGGCGCGUGCUGUACUGCGCGUUGUGCAGGAGACGGAAUCGCAUCUGCGGGCUGGGAUGGAUACGCUUGUUAUGACGAGUCGGGCGCUUGUGACUGGGGGCGAUGAGUUGUCGUCGCUGAAGAUUGGGUCUGUGGUUGCGGAGGCGUUGGUUGGUGUUUUGCGGCGGAUUGAGGUGCAGCCGCGGUUUAUUAUUGCCAAGGGUGGGAUCACAUCUUCGGACGCUGCGACUAAGGGCUUGAAUAUAAAGCGUGCUACUGUCGUUGGCCAGGCGGCGCCUGGUGUGCCUCUUUGGCGGUGCGAUGAGGAGACUAGUCGCCAUCGCAGUGUGCCUUUCGUUGUCUUCCCUGGGAAUGUGGGUGGGGAGGAGACGCUUUGCGAGCUGGUGGAAGGGUGGAGUUAG